Molecule: messenger RNA, 1338 nt
Organism: Perkinsus marinus ATCC 50983
Lineage: Eukaryota; Perkinsozoa; Perkinsida; Perkinsidae
Product: protein kinase, putative
Exons: 12
Coding region: 19-1338 (439 amino acids)
Biological process (GO): peptidyl-serine phosphorylation; intracellular signal transduction
Molecular function (GO): ATP binding; protein serine/threonine kinase activity
Source: RefSeq, a predicted model, not a curated record
AGACUGUCACUUGUAGCUAUGAAUUCACCCGGAGGGCCUCCCCGCGACCGUAACUCUGAUAAAUUCCAGUCCUUCAAAGACGCCAUUGAGCACAACAGGAACAGGAGACUCAGGACCCAACGGCUCAUUGCGGCUCGGGAAGCGGCCCUGACCAAGACACUUCGAGAACAAAACGCCACUGAGGAUGAGGAGAAGGCGGCCCGAGAGGAUCUGGCUAAGCAAGAGGAAGGCUUUCUACGAGCCGCUAGAAGGAAGAUAGGUAUUGAGGACUUCGAGAACCUAAAGGUCAUCGGGACUGGAGCAUUUGGGAUAGUUAGAUUGGUACGAGAGAAAAGCACUGGGAAUAUAUACGCUAUGAAGCAGAUGAGGAAGAAGGACAUGGACAGGAAGAAGCAGGUCCAUCACGUCUUAGCCGAGAGGGAUGUCCUGGCGCUAGCCCACACUGACUGGGUUAUCGACUUGAAGUACACUUUUAUGGACAAGCACUUCCUGUAUAUGGUCAUGGAAUAUCUCCCUGGUGGUGACCUCAUGACGCAUAUGAUCAGGAAGGACAAAUUCACAGAAGAGGAGACCCGUUUCUACGUCGCCGAGUUGGUCCAAGCCGUGGACUAUAUCCACACGAGCCUCUCCUACAUCCACCGUGACGUCAAGCCUGAUAAUAUUCUCUUUGAUGCUAGAGGACACAUCAAGCUUCUGGACUUCGGCCUCAGUAAAUAUCAUCCAGACCUUGUCACUAAUCUGGCCGGUGGGCAAAAGUCUGUGAAUAACUCCAGACUGGACACCAGUGUCGCUAGUGUUGGCUCGGUGUUAGAGGAGUCGACGUUGCUCACCCACGCAGCUCGUCAGAAGCUAUGCUCAGUCGUUGGUACUCCCGACUACAUGGCCCCAGAGGUCUUCUCGGGCACUGGCUACGAUGAGUCUAUCGAUUGGUGGAGUGUUGGUGUCAUCAUGUACGAGAUGCUCUUCGGCGGCCCACCUUUCUCCAACGAAACCCACGACCCGCUGGUAACGAGCCGUCGGGUGCAGAAUUGGCGCCGAUAUUUCCACAUACCCACUUCAAACGGUGGCUGCAGUCCAGAGGCUGAGGACCUAUUGCGACGUUUAAUAUGCGACGCUAAGGACAGACUCAGUGCCGACGCCAUCAGAGCUCAUCCCCUCUUCGCUGGUCUUGAUUGGGAUCAUUUACGCGAGCUUGAAGCGCCGAUCAAACCACCUGUAAACAGCGAGACUGACACUCAGAAUUUCGACGACUUCCCCGAAGAGAUGCACGCCGGCACCCAUGCCUUCCCAUCGCAGGGAGGAGCUGAGUCCCCUGAUCCUGUGGACUACAUAACGUGA